GGAGAUGGUCGGGUCGAGCCCAUGGAAAAGUCGAAGCCUCGACUUCCGAGGCCCAGCCCCAAGACUCGCGGUUCACCGCGAAAUUUGGGGUUUAGGGUUUCGCAUUUGAACAAUUUUGGGAAGAGGAGGAGGAGGAGGAGGACAAGAAGCAAAACUCUUGAAAAUGGAGGAGUCCGAGGGCUCGAACCUGUCGGAGAAGAGAGAUGUCGGUCCCUCCACGGCCUUGGAUUACCUCGAUCCUCGUUAUUGGGACGAGAGGUUCUCUCGCGAGGAGCACUACGAGUGGUUCAAGGACUACUCUCAUUUCCGCUACCUAAUACAACAGAAUGUCAAACCUGAUUCUUCUGUUCUGGAGCUUGGUUGUGGAAACUCGCAGCUAAGCGAAAAUCUCUAUGAAGACGGUGUUAAUGAAAUAACAUGCAUUGAUCUGUCAGCUGUGGCUGUGGAAAGGAUGCAAAAACGGGUACAACAUAAGGGAUAUAAAGAAAUUAAAGUACUAGAGGCUGACAUGCUAGACCUGCCCUUUGGUGAUGAGUGCUUUGACGUGGUAAUUGAGAAAGGAACAAUGGAUGUAUUGUUCGUGGACAGUGGUGACCCAUGGAACCCUCGACCUGCAACAGUAGCUAAAGUCAUGCUGAUGCUUCAAGGAGUACACCGUGUCUUAAAACCGGAUGGAAUAUUUAUAUCUAUUACUUUUGGUCAGCCACAUUUUAGACGUCCUUUAUUUGAUUCUCCAGAGUUUACAUGGUCAGUGGAGUGGCACACAUUCGGCGAUGGAUUCCACUAUUUUUUCUACAAGUUAAAAAAGGGACAGCGAUCAAUGGUUGGCGAGAGACCUGGAAACAAGCUGCAGGUGCCAUCUAUUAACAUGCUUCAUGAGGAACUGGAGAGUGAAGAUUAUAUUUUCCGGACUAAUAUCGAUGAGAUGGACUGCUAAAGGACACUUCGACAAAUCUUUUUCUGGUCCAUAAUUUGUCAGUUGCAAUCUCACUAUAAUUUUGGCCUGAAUUGAUAACUCGGAUGCAGAAAUGUGUGUUGAAAAUCACGAUUGCACUUCUGAGAUUGAUCGUGUACCUGGCAAGAAGCAGAACAUUUAGAAUAGUAGUUCUUUUGCAA
Rhodamnia argentea is the source of this 1116-nucleotide messenger RNA. RefSeq names its product EEF1A lysine methyltransferase 4. The transcript is spliced from 7 exons. Lineage: Eukaryota; Viridiplantae; Streptophyta; Magnoliopsida; Myrtales; Myrtaceae. The coding region runs from base 164 to 937 and encodes 257 amino acids. The record is from RefSeq and is a predicted model, not a curated record.